Messenger RNA from Quercus robur (English oak), 1412 nucleotides. RefSeq lists its product as uncharacterized. Gene Ontology annotation, biological process: lipid storage. The record is from RefSeq and is a predicted model, not a curated record. Gene Ontology annotation, molecular function: lipase activity. Gene Ontology annotation, cellular component: lipid droplet. The transcript has 13 exons. The coding region runs from base 97 to 1032 and encodes 311 amino acids. NCBI's taxonomy places the organism in Eukaryota, Viridiplantae, Streptophyta, Magnoliopsida, Fagales, Fagaceae.
CCUGUUCUCUUUAUUACGCCUGGGAUUUGUAUUUUUGUAUAAUGCCUCAGAACUCAGUAGGAGCUAAGCUAUACACCAAAGUGUUCAAGCAACGAAAUGGGUCGAGGCCAAUUCGAUUCCAAAGCUAUAAGGACUGCUCAUUUUCGAUCAUGCAACGUGUCCAGUUACACCACUGAAUUGCUGGAGAUUCAUGCUGAUGAUCCUAAAAUGCAUGUUUUAUUCAUCCCUGGAAAUCCAGGUGUUGUUGCAUUUUACAAGGACUUUGUGGAAUCACUGUACGAGUUUCUUGAAGGCCAUGUAUCUGUAACAGCUAUUGGGCACACUUCUCACACGAAAAAGAACUGGGACCAUGGACGGUUGUUCUCAUUAGAAGAACAAAUAGACCAUAAGAUGGAUUUCAUCAAGCAGGAGCUAGAAAACAUUGAAGUUCCUAUAAUACUGGUUGGGCAUUCUAUUGGUUCAUAUAUGGCUAUUGAUAUAUUUAGGAGAUCCUUGGAGAAGGUGACAUAUUGCAUUGGACUAUAUCCCUUUUUGGAAAUAAACCCAGAAUCAAAGAUGCAGCCUAUUAUUCGGAAGAUCGCAGCGUCACAAGUUUUAAGUGUUGCAAUUAGUCUUAUAAUAGCAUCGUUGAAAUUUUUACCAAGCUGGGCUUUGAGGCUGAUUGUGACAAACUCUCUGGGGAAAUCAUGGUCAGCUGCUGCACUUGAGGCUACUUGCUCACACUUGGUGCAGUACCAUACUAUCCGGAAUUCACUCUUUAUGACAAUGACAGAGUUCCAAAAGCUUACAGAAACACCAGAUUGGGCAUUUAUGAGAGAAAAUCGGGAGAAACUUGCAUUUUUGUUUGGUGUUGAUGAUCACUGGGCUCCACUUCAAAUGUUUGAAGAGAUUUCCAAUCAGGUCCCAGGCAUUGCUCUAUCAACUGAAAGCAACCAUACUCACACUUUCUCAUGCACUGAGGCUGGUUCAUCAUUUGUUGCAAAGUAUGUAGCAAGCUUGAUCAAGAAUCAAUUAUUGUGUUCAGGGCACUGAGGAAAAUCAAAACCUGCUAGUAGAACUACAGUAUCAUUGACAGAAGAUUGGCUUCCUCUGGCUUGUAUCGACCCUUUUGACUCUUUGAUCUCUGGACCAGCACCUUGACCGCAUAUAAUUAUACUUAAGGUGUAAGUUCCCUGCUACAAGACCAACAAUUGAAGACAUAGAACAUAAUUGAUGUGAUGUGCUUACUUGGAAUGUGGAUGCUACCGAUGUCAUCACGUAACUUGCAGUGACAUAAGAGUUACUUUUAUUUUCAUUUUUAUAUUUUCAUUUUUAUUUUAGGCAAAGUUUAAUGUAAAUAGUAAAUAACCAUUGGAUCACUUGCAACUCUUUAAAAUCGAGAGCCUUGUUCUUGUUCUCCUAUUGCAGGAAGA